AUGUCACUUUUACUGAGAUCUGACACAAUGUCAGAUCUCUUUUUUUCGUAUAUAAGAGAUGAACUUUUUACGAAUGUCGGUCAAAAGUUUGAGACAGAGACCGUAAAGCAUGAAGGCUAUCGUUUUGACUACCCGUUAAGAUGGUUAAGAGACCCAUCUGUCACAAAAGCUAUUGGCUUUCGUAGAAUGAAGUUCAUUUCAGAAGCCAUACAUGGUUUCCCAUUUACAGUCGGUUUUGAAGUUCGAUACUAUAACAAAGAAAAACAUACGUAUGAGAAAUUUGAACAGGGAAAACUUUUACAAGUUAGUUUGCUUGUAAACUUAGAAACAACUCUUCAAGCUUUUCAAGAAAAAAUAAACGACAUCUAUAUCGAAUAUGCAAACCAGUAUAACAUUGACGAGGGAGAGUACCAUCUCGAUAUUAUAUAUGACAGGAAAAAUGCAACUGUUAAAAUCAAUAAAAUAGAAGACCUUGGAGAAAACGUUUAUAUUUCUACAAAAUAUAACAACUUGGCAUGGUAUAGAUUUAUGAGGAUGUUAAAUCAGCCUGCAGCAUAUCCAGUACACCCGGACUUUUAUGAAGUCGAAAACCCUAAUGGAACAUAUGAAAAUGUUUUCGACUCAGAUGCUAUUAUAGUUCAUGCUUCAUUUUCUGGUGCACAAAACUCUUUUUUAUGCUUGGCAAAUGACUUUUACGAAAAACCUACAAAGUUAUAUGAACCACCAAGUGGAAGUAUUUCAGACUUUCAAGUAUGGUUUACAACAGAUGGAAGAAAGAGAAUAGUUCCAUUAUACCAUGCGUUUUACUUAGAACUUAGUUUCAUAUACAACUACUAUCGAACGGUAAAAAUAUAA
Molecule: messenger RNA, 855 nt
Organism: Trichomonas vaginalis G3
Lineage: Eukaryota; Parabasalia; Trichomonadida; Trichomonadidae
Exons: 1
Coding region: 1-855 (284 amino acids)
Source: RefSeq, a predicted model, not a curated record